UGCCUUCGACAUAGCAAACCAAGUUGUGGGAAAAUUAGGCUCACUUGCUCUCCAAGAAGUUGCCCUUGCUUGGGGUGUCCAAGCUGACCUUGAAGAUCUCAAGAAUACGAUAUCAACCAUUCAAGCCGUGAUCUCAGAUGCUGAGGAGCAGCAAUCCAAAAUCCGCCAGCUCAGUGAUUGGCUUCGAAAGCUCAAUAAUGCUCUUUACGAGGCUAAAGAUGUGCUUGAUGAAUUUGAGUACCGAGGCUUUACGGCGGAAAGUUGCAAAAGGUGGGAGCAUCGGAAAACAGGUACACAGUUUCCUUUCAACUUCAAAUCCACUUGCAUUUCGCUUCAAAAUGGGUCACAAAAUGAAGAACCUGAGAGAGAGUUUGGAUAAGAUUGCAGCUGAUAAGUCUAAAUUUAAUCUCACUGAGAGAGUGGUUGUUGUGGAUGGUGCGCAUGUGGUGCAUAGGAAGAGGGAGAUGGCCCACUCCUACGUGGAUGCUUCCAAUAUUAUUGGAAGAGACCAGGACAAAGAAAAUAUUGUCAGCAUUUUGAUGCAAUCAAGUAGUGAUGAGCAGGAGAAUGUUUCUGUUAUUCCCAUCAUUGGGAUUGGCGGCCUGGGAAAGACAACUCUUGCUAAAUUGGUGUACAAUGAUGAAAGGGUAGUUGCACAUUUUGAUAAAAGAAUGUGGGCUUGUGUGUCUGAUGAGAAUUUUGAAAUUGAGAAGCUAACAAAGAAGAUUCUUAUGUCUGCAACCAGGGGAAGCGCUGCUGAAUCGUCUAUGGAUCUAUUUCAAAAUGACAGAUCUUCACUUGCUGACUUAUCCAUGGAUGAAUUGCAAACUCAUCUAAGAAAUGCAUGACACAAUAACAGAUAUUUACUUGUACUAGAUGAUGUUUGGAAUAACGAUCGUGAGAAAUGGCUCGAGUUAAAAGAACUGCUGAUGGGUGGUGCCGGUGGAAGUAAAAUUGUGGUGACUACGCGCAAAAAUUCAGUGGCUUCAAUCAUGGGUAAUUUUCCCACACACGAAUUAAAGGGUCUUUCCCACGAUGAUUGUUUGUCUUUGUUUGUCAAAUGUGCAUUUACAGAUGGGCAAAUUAAGCAUUACCCGAACCUUGUAAAACUUGGGGAUGAGAUUGUUAAGAGAUGUGGAGGGGUUCCUCUUGCAGUAAGAGCUUUAGGGGGCUUCCUUUUUCGAAAGGUGGAUGAACAUGUUUGGGUAUCGGUGAGAGAUAAUGAAAUAUGGAAAUCAAAAGAAGAUAGAAUUUUGCCUGUAUUGAAAUUUAGCUAUGAUGAGCUUCCAUCUUACUUGAAACAAUGUUUUGCCUUUUGUUCACUGUUUCCAAAAGAUUUUGAGUUCAACAACAGGGAGUUGAUUCAAUUUUGGUUGGCACAUGGUCU
Molecule: messenger RNA, 1387 nt
Organism: Vitis vinifera (wine grape)
Lineage: Eukaryota; Viridiplantae; Streptophyta; Magnoliopsida; Vitales; Vitaceae
Product: putative disease resistance protein RGA4
Exons: 1
Coding region: 138-848 (236 amino acids)
Molecular function (GO): ADP binding
Source: RefSeq, a predicted model, not a curated record